Carassius auratus (goldfish) is the source of this 2805-nucleotide messenger RNA. RefSeq names its product beta-1,3-galactosyltransferase 2-like. Gene Ontology annotation, molecular function: N-acetyl-beta-D-glucosaminide beta-(1,3)-galactosyltransferase activity. Gene Ontology annotation, biological process: protein O-linked glycosylation. Gene Ontology annotation, cellular component: Golgi membrane. The transcript is spliced from 3 exons. The record is from RefSeq and is a predicted model, not a curated record. Bases 451 to 1539 code for a protein of 362 amino acids. NCBI's taxonomy places the organism in Eukaryota, Metazoa, Chordata, Actinopteri, Cypriniformes, Cyprinidae.
CCCUGAAAGACACCGGAGACCAGGACAACUAGAGCCCCAGAUACAGAUCCCCUGUAAAGACUUUGUAUCAGACGACCACCGGGACAAGAUCACAAAAAACAGAUGAUUCUUCUGCACAAUCUUACUUUGCUUCAGCCUGGAACUGAACUGCUGGUUUCGUCUAGUCAGUGGAGAACUGGCCCCCCAACUGAGCCUGGUUUCUCCCAUGGUUUUUUUUUUCCAUUCUGUCACCGAUGGAGUUUUGGUUCCUUGCCGCUGUUGCCUCUGGCUUACUUAGUUGGGGUCACUUUGGAGUAUCCCUUUCUAGAGGUAUCACAGGUGCAAAAAAACUACAACAAAAAAACAAUUGCUUUCAAGCUCCACCUCUAGUUAACCUGUUGCUAAAUAUGAGAGAGAGGUUUUUCAACAGGGAAUAUGUGAAGCUGCAAGAUCAUAGCUGCACUCCUCAGAAUGGCUACUAAAAACAUUUGGCAAAGUUUGGCUCAAGAUUGUGGUCUAUUUAAGCGUCACAUGAAAAAGACAUUUAUUCUGCUGCUUACAUUAGCAUUUUUAUUGUCUGCUGUUGCUUAUGUCUUUGAGACAACUACAUUCUCUCAAACCUGGUUGAAUAAAGUCAUGAAUCGGACUCAUUAUAAGGUAAUUAAAAGCACUUCGGCUGAUCGUAAUCAAAAGGAUUUAUUAGCACCUUUGCCCAAUCAGUAUAUCCAACCAAGAGGAACUAUCUAUCAUCAUGUGGCUCAUCCAAGCAACUAUCAUUUCAUCUUGGAUGAACCUGAUAAAUGUAAGCAGGAUCCGUUCUUGGUCUUGAUGGUCCCUGUGGCCCCCCAUCAGCUGGAGGCUCGUAACUCCAUCCGCAGCACAUGGGGGACUGAGAGCUCAGUGCAGGGAAAAGCAGUGCUGACUCUGUUCAUGGUGGGUUUGACUGGAGGAGCUGAAGCUCAACAUCAGCUGGAGGAAGAGAGUCGGCAACACAGAGAUUUACUGCAGAGCAACUUCGUGGACUCCUACUUCAAUCUGACCAUAAAGACCAUGGUGAUCAUGGACUGGCUGGCCACCCAUUGCCCUCAAGCAGCUUAUGCUAUGAAGGUUGAUUCUGAUAUGUACAUAAACCUGGAGAACCUGAUGAGCCUCUUAUUGUCACCCAACACACCCAGACAGAACUACAUCACAGGUCAUUUGAUGAGGAACGAGGUUGUUGUCCGAAACAAAAACUCCAAAUGGUAUGUGGCAGUGGAAUUGUACCCUGAACCGACAUACCCCACAUACCUACUGGGAAUGGGCUAUGUUUUCUCCAAUGACCUGCCAAAAAAAUUAGUUCAGGCUUCCAAGAAAGUAAAGCCCUUUAACAUAGAAGAUGCAUAUGUGGGCGCUUGUCUGAAACAGUUGGGCGUUGCACCCUCAUCUCCCCCAAACCCUUCACAAUUUAAACUCUUUCUGGGACAAGAUAAUCAAGAAGAUUUUCUCAGAGUUAUCACGACAAUCCUGAGUUCCCCACAGCAGCUAAUAAAGAUUUGGAAGGACUUAAAGGGGCUCACAUAAGACUAUUUAAGGCCUCAGUCAGUGAACAUUUUGUAAAUGUCUGAAAGCUGAGAUUGGGUCUAAGACAUACACAUGUGGACAUGGUGACUCUAUUUAGACGGGGCAAGGGGAUCGUCUGAGGAGCCACUCAUGCAAAAUGCACUCCUGGGGAAGAACUUCUUGAGACAUGUUUAACUUCUUUUACCAUGAAACAGGGUUUUAAAAACACAGCACUCCACCUGAGGCACAAAUAUCAAAGAAAUCAGCAAUGUUUGUUUACAAAGAAAAAUAAAAGAACAAAAAUGAACCUUUCACAGGCUCUAUUACAACUUUUAAGAUUAAAUGUAUAGUUUUCUGAAAUUAACACAAAAGUAUAGACUGUAUGUAUACAUACACAAAGAUGAAUUCCACAUAAUAAUAAUUAUAACUGAAAGGUUAAACAGUGUUUGAAAAGCAAAAGUAUUUUUCCGUAAAUCUCUUUUGGGGCAGGUUGUCAACUGGUGUUAUAUUUACCUUGUUGAUAACUGUAAACUAAUUAAUUUACCAUUUCUGUGGGCAAGAACAAAGGAUGGAUUUAUGUGCAUUGUUUUUCUUUUUUAUUGAUUUGUGAGUUAUUAUGUGUUUCAUAACUUAAUUAUUCUUUAAGUAUUGCUGAGGAAAUGUUUUCCUAGAUCAAUGCUCAAUCUUCUGUCAAAUUUUUAACUUAAAUGUGCCGUAUAUGUGUUAUUUUUUUUUUUUUUUAAUUGUAUACAUCUGUUUUUGUUUGCGAACUGUGGGUUUCAUUUUACUUUUAAGGUUCACAUUCUUAAACAGUGAUCUCAGCCUUGCAUUUAUUUUAAGUAUUUAAGUAAUAUGAAUUAGAUUGCCUUUACAAGGUACACAGCUGAUAAUAUGCGCACACGUUUCUACAUUUCUAAGCAAUGUAAUAUUAUAUGAGACAUUUCAUUUAAAUAGUAACUAAUAAUUUUGGGCAGAAAAACUUCCUGUUUGAGUGGGCAGCAGGCCAACUCUCAUCACCCUUGUUCCCUCCAAAAAAAGCUAAAGCAUUUCUCCAUUGGCUUUGGGUGGGAUUACUCCAGGAAAUAAACUCUCUGACCAACAAAAGUUUAUGAUUCUUGGAUAUUUUAUCAAUAUAAACUUCAUAACACUAUAAAUCAAUACAAGCUUUAUGCAUUUUGAAGCCUAAUAUAUAAUCACUCUUCAUCCAUCGUAUGAACAUCCAUCUGUCCAUCUUGUGAACAGCUGAUAAUAACGGCGUACACACUACACUUUAUAUUUAUAUACACA